Molecule: messenger RNA, 876 nt
Organism: Bombus impatiens (common eastern bumble bee)
Lineage: Eukaryota; Metazoa; Arthropoda; Insecta; Hymenoptera; Apidae
Exons: 3
Coding region: 154-741 (195 amino acids)
Source: RefSeq, a predicted model, not a curated record
UUACAUUGACCUUUGUUACGAUGAUCGCAAUUCGGCAUAAAUUACCAUAAAUUCACGGUGAUCCACGUUUAAAAACACAUUGCUUGCGACUCAUGCGAUUAAUGGUAUUUGCUAAUCUCAAGACUCAAAUCGUCGAAAGUAGCCCCAGAAGAGAUGAAACAAAUUCUCGCUGUAUGUCUCCUAUUGACAGUGGCCAAUGCUAAUGUUUUCCGGGAAAAUCAUGGAAGGCCCUUGAAUAGAUUUUUCCACCCGGAACGCUGGUUUCCAUCACAGGAGCAUCAAUUUGAAUCACCAGGACAUUCAUUUCCUAUACCAGAACGUUUAUUUCCUACACCAGGACACUCACUUCCAACACCGGCAUACAUGCAAGUCUCAUCAGACCAGUCACCACUCCAUAAACAAUUAGAAAAACUCUUUCCACACAAAGUUAACCAACAGAAUAAGGCCUCAGAAUCUUGUACUGCUGUGAGGAUUUGUCAUAAUCCGUUAACAGGCGAAAUCAUCAUUACUGAAUUUGAUGGAAUACAGCCAAUAAGUAAUGAAAAUCUUGGUUGUACAAGUGCCAAUAAGAAAUAUUCUGAUAACGUAAAUUCUAACAAUAAAAAUCUUGAUAGUAAUGGAAAUGUUAAGGGGAAACUCAGAACAACUAUGCCAAUACUUACUACUACUUCACAACCUCAAACCAGUGAAUCUCCUCAUAACUAUGGAGAAGGAAUUAUUGACAUUCGAAUGGGCUACUAAAUACUAAAAAGUAAAAAAAGGAAAAAGAAAAGUAAUAUUUUCAUUAAGUUUAAAAAGUAAUGUAUUUAUUAAGUUUUAUGAUACAUUGAACAUGUACACAUUAAUAAUAUUCGAAAUAAAAAUAGAUGCAUCUGA